UUGUGGCUCUUAGCAGGCUUAGUCCUAGUACUCAAUUGUCAUACAUACAAUACUGAAACGACCAAAAAAAAAUAUACAAUUUUAAAAUAUGAACAAAAAAUAUACUUGUAAAACGCCGUACAGGGAAAGGUUUAGGCGAUGUCAUCUGGAAUAUACUAAUGAAUGCCUGUGGGAACUCAGUUAUUUGAAGGCCAAAUGUAAGGACUUGGACUUAGAGGAGGAAUAUAUGAAAUACAAGAUUCGCUUGAUGAUCAGUUACCUCACCGUUUUCUACCCCUUGUUAAUACUAGUGAUCGUAGGUCUUCAUGCAAUCAAGUGGGCAUUUACCGAGUACAAAAAUUACAUCUACCUGAAUCUGAUGUUUGACGGAGGAUCGUUGAUUUUAGUCACGGGCUUCCUGAGCAUCAAUUUCUUCGAAACAUUUGUAACUCGCCACAGGUGGGUCUUGACUGUCACCUCGACUUUGUCGGCAUAUGUGGUGGUUUUGGGUGAUAUUGCGCAUACCGCUUAUCAUUUUUACCAUUCCGACUGGCCUCUUAGUACCUCGUACGAUGUCUUUGUGCUCUGCAUGAUCUACAUGUUCCUGCCAAUUCCUUCGAUCAUGGGAGCAGCUCUGCUUGCCAUCUCUGUCAGUGUUAUUUAUUUGCUAUACUACAUUCACUAUAUAGUGUUUACCGAGCAUGAUCUUCCAAAAUAUGUUUAUGGUUUGGAUAUAGUAUCAAUAGAUUUUUUCCACUACCUGGGUUUCAAUAUGAUGGGAAUAUUUUUCAGAAUCAUGAACGACACCAUGGUGCGCUCCUCUUUCCUGGACCGAUAUCAGUUCAUCAAGGAGGAGAUUUGGCUACGCCAAGCUCGCCGUCAAGAGUCGUUGCUACUGGACAGCAUACUUCCACCUCAGAUUGCAAAGCCCAUUCAGAAAAGUAUAAAAGACAAGAUCAUGCGGCCCGAUAACGACUACUACCAUUUGGGUAGUUCCCGGGCAAGAGAAAGCUUUAUGUCCAUCCAGAUUCACCACGAUGUCAGCAUCCUGUAUGCAGAUGUGGUGAACUACACCUAUUUGACGACGACACUGACGGUGGAGAAGUUGGUGAAGGUCCUGCACGACCUGUACGCCAGAUUCGACAUGGCUGCCUCCUCCUUCAAGGUGCAGCGCAUCAAGUUCCUCGGCGAUUGCUACUACUGUGUGGCGGGUUUGGGGCAGCCUGACCCGGAUCACGCCAAAAUGGCUGUAUCCCUGGGCAUUUCCAUGAUUGCCAACAUUAAGGAGGUGCGUGUGAAACGUUCUUUGGAUAUAGACAUGCGAAUUGGCGUCCAUUCGGGAACUCUGUUUGCAGGUGUGAUCGGCGAGACUAAGCUGCAAUACGACGUAUGGGGUACUGACGUGAACAUCGCCAGUCUGCUGGAAUCGACCGGAAAGCCCGGCUAUGUGCAUGUUAGUGGACGAACUCUUAGUAGCUUGAACGCUGCGGAGUACAAGAUAUUCCCGGGCACGGAAGCGGCCCAGAGGAAUCCCGAGCUGCAGAAACAUCCGAUGAGCACCUACCUCCUCGCCGCCCUACCAUUCCGCAAUUCAGUUUUGGGUGAUAGCUCCGUUAGGUCCGUUCGUAACCUGGACCUCAAGACCGUGGGAUCUAACCGAAAAUCCCAGAUUUCGCAAGCCAUUUCACUGUCCGAGGAGUUGCGUGAGGAAUUUAGCAAGAUGCCGGUUGGGGGUUUCAAGUUUCGAUUCCCUUGGUCGCGACGGGAGAGAGAUUUGAAGCACGAGAAAGUCGAACGCGAUUUGGGCAUUUUUUGUGUGGCAUUUAAGGACAAAUCUCUAGAAUGGGACUAUUUGCAUCACCCGGAUUAUAUUUUUAAAUACUCAGUGCUGCUCAGCUGGGGAAUCGGGUGCUGUCUCAUUUACAUCCAGUACGCGAACAACACAGACUUGUGGUAUACGGGUGCCGUAAUUGACACGGUCGCGUUCCUCAUUCUGACUUCGCUACUAAUCAUCUGCUGGUACAAGAAAGUGUGUUGGUGGCGUAGUAGACAGGACGAGCACAAGAGUUACAGCAAACUCAGCUGUGCGAUGUUCCACACGUUUGAGAAGAUCCAGCACAGCUUUGUCCUUCGCCUCAUUGUCUACGUGAUGAUAAUAUUGUGCUAUUUCAUGGUAUUGUCCUUGACAUUAAUAAACUGUGACCCAGAAGAAUAUGAGUUGGACAUCAUUCAGAGCAAGCUCUUUCACUAUGAAAGGGAUCCGUUUUCCUGCUUCCACCCGUGGGCCUGUACGAACAUGAUGGCCUUGAUCCUGGGAAUGAGUUACACCUUCGCCCGGAUCCCCUUCGCCCUCAAGACCUUCAUCGGUUGCCUCGAAGCAGUGAUUUUCGUGGUGAUUGUGUUUUUCCAGUUCAGUUUCAUUUUCGAGCACAGUGAAACCACAUGUCCCUUCCUGAAGGCUGAAAUAGCGCACUCCAGCAGGGUGUGCAUGAUGGUAAUGACUAUGUACGCGAAGGAGCGUCAGUCGGAGUUCAAUACUAAAAUGAACUACAAGCUCAACUUGGAUUUGCAAAAGAAGCAAAAGUCGGCCGAUGUAACCAACCAGUCCAUCAUAAUCCUGCUCAACAACAUUCUUCCAUCCCACGUUGUCGAGGUAUAUCUCAAUUCGUUAGCCAAACACGAGCUCUACCAUGAAAACUAUCGAAUGGUAUCGGUCAUGUUUGCCAUGCUCACUAAUUUUCAAUUGGAUUUGCCCAGCCUAAGAGUGCUAAAUGAUAUCAUCACGGAGUUCGACAGACUGCUGUAUGCGUACAAGGAAUAUUACGUAGUCGAGAAGAUCAAAGUCGUGGGCUGCACUUAUAUGGCAGCCUGUGGAUUGGACUACAGUCUGAUCGAGAAUCCUGAUAGCUCCUCGAAGUUCGGAAGUGCAUCCAUGUCCUCCGAAAUGGAGCAGGUGCGCAGUCGUCAAGAGUCAACAGUAAGGGAAAACGACCAUGACGAGGUGGCUUUUAUAAUGACCACUUUUGCUCUGGACCUGAUGCGUGUCCUGUCUGUGUGCAACAAGGCUUACGCCGGCAAACUCUUCGAUCAAGCCUUGUCCACCAGUGAGAUAAAGAUCGGUAUCUCCACGGGUCAGAUAAUGGCCGGCGUGGUGGGGGCUUCCCAGCCGCACUACGACAUCUGGGGAAACCCGGUCAAUAUGGCCUCGCGAAUGGAAUCGACUGGCUUGUCUGGACAUAUACAGGUUACACAGGAGACAGCCAAUAUUCUCCAGGAGUUCGAUAUUCUGUGCAUGUAUCGUGGCAUGACCUUCGUGAAGGGCCGUGGCGAAAUUCCCACCUACUUUGUGGGCAUCGAUAAAGACCUAAAGUUCAUAUCCAGCAAAAGCGUUAGCCUUUUGGAGAGACCCGUAACAAUACAUCUAACCCAUGACCUGGACGGCUCCAAGGACAAAUAGAAAUCGUUUGUUUAUCACAAUAUGGAAACCAAAUCGCAAAUGCAUAUUGUUGGCUACGUCUCUCAGAUUUUGAGUUCGUAGUUCUUGGCUGAAAAAUUUGAGAUGCGUAGCCAUACAAAAUGAUGUAAAGGCUCGAGUCUUGUAAAAAUUAUUUGGAAAAUAUAUAUUUUUAAUAUCUUA
Molecule: messenger RNA, 3616 nt
Organism: Drosophila teissieri
Lineage: Eukaryota; Metazoa; Arthropoda; Insecta; Diptera; Drosophilidae
Product: adenylyl cyclase X E-like
Exons: 12
Coding region: 89-3436 (1115 amino acids)
Biological process (GO): adenylate cyclase-activating G protein-coupled receptor signaling pathway; cAMP biosynthetic process; intracellular signal transduction
Molecular function (GO): adenylate cyclase activity
Source: RefSeq, a predicted model, not a curated record